CGGCCCGCGGCGGCGAUGGCGGCGGCGGGCGUCGCUUCCGGGCGGCGGGCGGAAGCGCCGCGUUGCUGUGGCGACGGCUGCGCGGCCGCCAUGGCGGUGCCGAGCUGGCUGGAGAGGCUGCGGGCCGCCCGCAAGACCGCGCUGGUGCAGGACGGGAAGAGGAAGGUCCACUACCUGUUUGAGGAUGGCAAAGAGAUGGCCGAAGAGUACGACAUGAAGACGGGUCAGUUAGCGAGUAGAAAAUGGCGAGAGAAGAACGCCUUAGGGGGCUCUGGCAAGUGGCAGGUUGAGGUGGGAGAGCCAACCUCGCCUCUUGUGGGAACGCUGGAAUCAGAGCUCAUAAAGGAAAGCAGCUCCAACCCUGUCUUCAUGAGGAAGGAUACCCUGACCAGCUUCCAGUGGCGGAUCCGUAACCUGCCCUACCCCAAGGAAGUCUACAGUGUCUCUGUGGAGGAGGAGCAGCGCUGCUGUGUUGUCCGGACCACCAACAAGAAGUACUACAAAAAGUUCCCUAUUCCUGACCUGGACAGAUACCAGCUCCCCUUAGAUGCAGCUGCCCUGAGCUUCACCCAUGCCAACAACACCCUGAUCAUCACGUACCAGAAGCCAAAGGAGAUCCUGGCUGCAGAAGAGGAGCUGCAGGAGGAGCUGAAGAAGAUAAAGGCAGCAAACGAUGAUGACAGCGAGUGUAAGACCCAGUAGGCAGCGGCUGCUGGGAGACUGGGGUGGGGGGCAGCUCUCUGGCACAGCUUCAUGGUAUUUAUUUUACUUUUGGUAAUAAAAAUUAGUCCUGUUAACAGA
Molecule: messenger RNA, 801 nt
Organism: Dromaius novaehollandiae (emu)
Lineage: Eukaryota; Metazoa; Chordata; Aves; Casuariiformes; Dromaiidae
Gene: DPCD
Product: deleted in primary ciliary dyskinesia homolog (mouse)
Exons: 6
Coding region: 16-702 (228 amino acids)
Source: RefSeq, a predicted model, not a curated record